AUGCUGAUGGAAUCAGCCACUGGACCAGGAUUGGGCGAACCCGCUAUGUUGAAACGCUAUCACAGCUGUGAUUCGGUCGAUCAUGCAAUUGGAACGGUCAGUUUCCAAAACGACGUGACUGUCAGGCAUGACCUGAUUAUUGGUGCCGAUGGCGUUGGGUCAUCCGUCCGCCGAGCACUUGGGAUAUAUCCUCAACGAAAACGGGCUACAUCUACUUGCUAUCAUUGCGUUGUCCAGACAGCCGAUGUCUGUAGGCUUGGGCUUGCAGACAUGUCCCAGAAUAAUGCCCUGGAGUACUGGGGCGGGCAGGGGCUGGAAAAGAUCGUCUUCGCUCCUUGCCGUGAAGGCGAAAUCCUCUCAUUUUAUAUAUUCUUCCCUACUCCUACGAAUGAAAAGGAGGAGCAGAUAGAGGAGGGUUGGGAUUUUGCUGGCGACCGCAGACAGCUGCUCGCACCGUUUCCCACACUCGAUCCUGCCUUGCAUGCGCUAUUUAGCUACGCUGAUCCAGUCGAUAUUCGACCGUGGCGGCUCUUCGCUCAUGAGCCCUACCCGUAUUGGACCAGAGGUCGUACCUGCAUUCUUGGAGAUGCCGCACAUCCUAUGCUCCCAGAUCAGAGUCAGGGUGCAUGUCAGGCAAUUGAGGAUGCCGCAGCUCUUGGCAUUAUCUUCGGACAGUCGUAUCUGUAUACGAAUGACAUACAUUCCGGCUUGCGGCUCUACGAGAAAGUUCGUAAACCCCGGGCUAGCAAGGUGCAAGCAGCAAGCGCCCGAGCAAGAGAGAAUAUUUCGGAGAGAAUUGGCUUCUCCAGUCAAAAAGGUAGCAGAUGGUACGCAGUGGUUGACGAGGAUCAGAAACUGACUAUUGAGGAGAUUAACGAUUAUGAUAUGCGUCAACACAUCCGAUCCCAGGCCGCACUAGAAUAUAGUGGUUUAUGCCAAGAACGGCGUCUUGCUUCCACUUCCUAG
Aspergillus udagawae is the source of this 966-nucleotide messenger RNA. RefSeq lists its product as uncharacterized. Lineage: Eukaryota; Fungi; Ascomycota; Eurotiomycetes; Eurotiales; Aspergillaceae. Bases 1 to 966 code for a protein of 321 amino acids. Gene Ontology annotation, molecular function: FAD binding; monooxygenase activity. The record is from RefSeq and is a predicted model, not a curated record. The transcript has 3 exons.